Trematosphaeria pertusa is the source of this 1101-nucleotide messenger RNA. RefSeq names its product putative cyclase. The record is from RefSeq and is a predicted model, not a curated record. The coding region runs from base 92 to 1051 and encodes 319 amino acids. NCBI's taxonomy places the organism in Eukaryota, Fungi, Ascomycota, Dothideomycetes, Pleosporales, Trematosphaeriaceae. Gene Ontology annotation, molecular function: arylformamidase activity. The transcript is spliced from 4 exons.
UGACGAGGCACGCGAAGUUCAUCUAUGGCCAUUCCUUAUAACGGUGCAAGAGUGAGGUAUCGGCCGUUACUCACCUUGUGCCUUUGACGCCAUGGCUUCGGAAAAGAUGACGCAAUCAUAUCCCAAGUUCUCGGAGCUACCACUAGACCCAUCCCAUCCUCCGCAUACGGCAUGGGGUCUCUGGGGGAUGGAUGAUGAACUAGGAACCUUGAACCACCUGACACCGAAACGGACAGUUGCAGCUGCCAAAGAAGUAAAGACAGGGUUGCGGUUCGGUCUCAAUUGGGCACUAGAGCAGAUGGACUACACGGGUGGGUUUCGAGAAACAAUGAAGCACGAAAUCUUUGAGCUCGGAAAGAACAUGAAUGACGAUCGGAUCACGAUUAAUACCCAGACGAGCACGCAGUGGGACGGGCUACGGCAUUGGGGCUUUGAUGACGGGCAGUUCUACAAUGGCCUUACACAGAAAGAGAUCAUUGAGAGGAAGACAGACAGGCUAGGCAUUCAUUCCUGGGCGAAGCACGGUAUUGUCGGUCGCGGCGUCUUGGUUGAUUUCGUGUCCUACGCUGAGCGGAAUAACAUCAAGUACGAUCCGCUAGACUUCUACGCGGUACCUUUGAAGGUUGCAAAGCAGAUUGCUGAGGAAAGCAAUUUCGAGUUCCAGGCAGGGGACAUCAUGCUGCUCCGAACCGGUUUCACCACAGCUUUUGAGAACGCAAGUCUGGAAGCGAAGAAGGAAAUCAUGCACAAGGACCCGUUUAAGUACCCGGGCUUCGAGAGCAACUUUGAAGUCCUGGGGUGGCUUUGGGACACCAAGAUCGCUGCUGUUGCGGGCGACUGUCCUGGAUUCGAAGCGUGGCCACCGUCUGAACAUGCAAUGCACCAGAUUCUGCUCUCGGGCUUCGGUAUGCCGAUUGGCGAAAUGUUCACGCUCGAAGAGCUGGCGAAGGAGUGUGAGAAGCAGAAGAGGUGGACGUUUUUCUUUACGAGCGAGCCUUUGAACGUUAGAGGAGGUGUUGCGAGUCCUCCAAAUGCAUUAGCUAUCAUGUAAUUGCGACGCUCUCGCGAAGAGACAGUCAGCGACUGCGAUGGUCGUUUCAA